AUGUUUGCCGGUGAGACUGUAAAGGGUCCAAUCUUUGCUUAUAACGACGCCGUUGUUUCGUACCUUCUCAACCGCACUUGGAUAAAGUGGAAUUUGCCAUCGUCCUCCUCACUCUCGCGCACAGCCGAUUUGGAGAGAAUUUUUGGCGCGAUCGGAAAAAUGCCCGGACUCAGGGGACCUUCCGAUUACAAGCUUGAGCCGCCGCGAAAUUCCGCUCUCGUUGUCAAUUCCAAGGAACCAUUCAAUGCGGAGCCACGCCGUGAUGAUUUGGUUUCGUCUUAUGUUACACCAGUGGAUUUCUUCUACAAGAGGAAUCAUGGACCGAUUCCAGUAGUGGAUGAUCUAGACAAAUACAGUGUUUCGAUUGCUGGACUAAUUGGAAACACCAAAGAGCUGUUUAUGAAAGAUUUCUGGAAGCUCCCGAAGUAUACUGUAACAGCUACUCUGCAGUGUGCUGGCAAUAGGAGAACAGCAAUGAGCAAGACCCGAAAGGUGAAAGGAGUUGGGUGGGAUGUUGCGGCCAUUGGAAAUGCUGUUUGGGGCGGAGCUAGACUAGCAGAUGUUCUUGAACUCAUUGGAAUCCCCAAAUGCUCUCAUGUAACGCCAUCUGGAGGAAAACAUGUGGAAUUUGUAAGCAUCGACAAAUGUAAGGAAGAGAAUGGAGGCCCCUAUAAAGCAUCUAUUCCAUUAAUUCAGGCCACAAACCCUGAGGCUGAUGUUUUGCUAGCUUAUGAAAUGAAUGGAGAGACUCUAAACAGGGAUCAUGGAUAUCCGCUGCGUGCGAUUGUCCCUGGUGUUAUUGGUGCUCGAUCUGUGAAAUGGCUUGACUCAAUCAACAUAAUUGCAGAAGAGUGCCAGGGAUUCUUCAUGCAAAAGGAUUACAAAAUGUUUCCACCUUCUGUGGAUUGGGAUAAUAUUGAUUGGUCUACAAGGCGGCCUCAAAUGGAUUUUCCUGUUCAGUCUGCAAUUUGUUCCCUGAGUGAUGUGAACAUGUUGAAACCUGGAAAGAUAAACAUCAAAGGUUAUGCCGCAUCAGGAGGUGGCCGAGGCAUAGAAAGAGUGGAUAUAUCUAUUGAUGGUGGCAAAACAUGGGUGGAAGCCUCCAAAUCACAAAAGCCCGGCAUCCCAUAUAUUUCUGAUGGUGAAAGUAGUGAUAAAUGGGCUUGGGUCCUUUUUGAGGCCCAAGCUGAAAUCUCUAACAGCACUGAGAUAGUUGUCAAAGCAGUGGAUGUAGCAGGAAAUGUCCAACCUGAAACUGUGCAGCAGAUUUGGAACUUGAGGGGCAUCCUAAACACCUCAUGGCAUCGUGUUCAUGUUCAAAUUGGGCACUCAAAUUUGUGA
Molecule: messenger RNA, 1341 nt
Organism: Striga hermonthica
Lineage: Eukaryota; Viridiplantae; Streptophyta; Magnoliopsida; Lamiales; Orobanchaceae
Source: the annotation of a GenBank genome assembly